AUGAAGAUCUCUAAUUCCAUCCUUAUUUUAUUUUCAUUUCUUUUGUUAAUAUCAUCUGCCAUUGCUGCAAAAAAGUCUUAUGUUGUGUUAUUGGGAUCUCAUUCACAUGGGAUAGAAAUUACAGAGGAAGAUCUUGAAAGGGUGGUUCAUUCCCAUCAUAAAUUGCUUGGAUCCUUCUUGGGAAGUGAAGAGAAGGCAAAAGAUGCCAUAUUUUACUCCUAUAAGAAGCAUAUAAACGGUUUUGCAGCAACUCUUGAUGAGGAAGAGGCAACCAAACUUGCAGAACACCCAGAAGUAGCAGCCAUAUUGGCAAAUAGAGCAAAAGCAUUACACACAACACAUUCAUGGGAGUUUAUGCAUUUGGAGAAGAAUGGUGUAAUUCCCUCUUCCUCUCCUUGGCGUAUAGCUAAAUCUGGAAAAGAUGUCAUUAUUGCAAAUCUUGACACUGGUGUAUGGCCGGAGUCCAAGAGUUUUGGAGAACAUGGCAUAGUUGGACCUGUCCCAUCAAAGUGGAAGGGAGGCUGCAUGGAUGAAACCCCUGAUCGAGUGCCAUGCAACAGGAAAUUAAUCGGAGCAAAGUACUUCAACAAGGGCUUUAUUGCAUACUUAAAAUCUGAAAAUUCCACAGAAUUCUCAUCAGUCAUUAACUCCACCCGUGACUACGAAGGUCAUGGCUCCCACACCUUGUCCACGGCCGGGGGCAGCUAUGUGUCCGGCGCCAGUGUGUUCGGUUCAGGCGCUGGAACUGCCAAAGGGGGCUCUCCCAAGGCCCGUGUUGCCGCUUAUAAGGUCUGCUGGCCACUCGAGGGUGGAGGUUGUUUCGAUUCCGAUAUUGUCGAGGCAUUCGACCAUGCCAUUCACGACGGUGUUGAUGUUCUUUCUCUCUCCCUUGGUAGUGAUCCAGCCGAAUACUCUGAAGAUUCCAUUGCCAUCGCAGCCUUCCAUGCAGUGAAGAAAGGAAUCCCCGUCGUAUGCUCGGCCGGCAACUCCGGCCCCGAUGCUCUGACUGCUUCUAAUACUGCACCUUGGAUUUUGACGGUUGGUGCCAGUACUUUGGACCGUGAGUUUCAGGCUCCUGUUGAGCUCCAAAAUGGCCAUCGUUACAUGGGUUCGAGUCUUUCAAAAGCAUUACAAGGAAAUAAGUUGUACCCAUUGAUAACCGGAGCUCAGGCAAAAGCGAAGAACGCCGCCAUGGACGACGCCAUGCUUUGCAAGCCGGAAACAUUGGAUCAUUCAAAAGUGAAAGGGAAAAUAUUGGCUUGCUUGAGAGGAGACAAUGCAAGAGUGGAUAAAGGAGAACAAGCUGCCCUUGCCGGUGCUGUCGGAAUGAUUCUAUGCAACGAUGAACUCAGUGGGUUCGAAACCAUCGCCGAUCCCCAUGUUCUUCCAGCUUCCCAUAUUAAUUACAAUGACGGUCAAGCUGUUCUCUCCUACAUCAAUUCCACCAAAAAUCCAAUGGGGUAUUUAAUCCCACCGUCGGCUAAAGUUAACACCAAACCUGCUCCUACCAUGGCGGCCUUCUCAUCUCGAGGACCCAAUGUUAUUUCCCCUGAGAUUAUCAAGCCGGAUGUGACGGCACCAGGCGUGAAUGUUAUCGCAGCAUUCUCAGAAGCCGUAAGCCCAACAGGUGAGGCAUUCGACAACAGAACAGUUCCAUUCAUAACAAUGUCGGGCACCUCCAUGUCUUGCCCCCACGUCUCCGGUCUAGUCGGCCUCCUUAGAACUCUCCACCCCCACUGGAGCCCCUCUGCCAUCAAAUCCGCCAUCAUGACCUCUGCGAGAAUUCGCGACAACACAAUGAAACCCAUGCUCGAUGGCGGCUCCCCUGACCUUGCCCCUGCCACCCCCUUUGCUUAUGGCUCUGGCCACAUCCGCCCCACCGGAGCCAUUGACCCUGGCCUCGUCUAUGACCUUUCCCCCAACGAUUACCUAGAAUUCCUCUGUGCCAGUGGCUACGACGACAAAACCAUUCGAGCCUUCUCUGAUGGCCCUUUCAAGUGUCCACCCAAUGCUUCUAUUUUGAACUUCAAUUAUCCUUCCAUUGGGGUUCAGAAUUUGAAUGGCAAUGUCACCGUCACUAGAAAACUGAAGAACGUUAGCACUCCAGGGGUUUACAGAGCCAGAAUUAUGAACCCAGAUGGAGUUAAGGUUUCGGUGAAGCCCAAAGUUUUGAAGUUUGAGAGAGUUGCAGAGGAGAAAAGCUUUGAAUUGACGAUGACUGGAAAUGUGCCAGAAGAUCAGGUUGUGGACGGCGUGCUGAUUUGGACUGAUGGCAAGCACUUUGUUAGGAGUCCCAUUGUCAUUUCUUCUGUCUUGUUUUGA
Molecule: messenger RNA, 2322 nt
Organism: Benincasa hispida (wax gourd)
Lineage: Eukaryota; Viridiplantae; Streptophyta; Magnoliopsida; Cucurbitales; Cucurbitaceae
Product: subtilisin-like protease SBT5.4
Biological process (GO): proteolysis
Molecular function (GO): serine-type endopeptidase activity
Source: RefSeq, a predicted model, not a curated record